UCCGACCGCAGCAGCAGAAGCAGCGUCUUGCUUUGGUGAAAGCGGAGAUUCCCCCUCAACCAGCAGCAGCAGCAUCCAUUUAAGCAUCCGUGUUACAGUGGUCAAAUCACUACCACAUCUUCCCCCGACUGACCACUCCUCACUGGGAUGUCGUCGUCGAGCAAUAGCGAGGAUUUGAGAACCGAUGCGAGAGGAGACCUUUCUGUUGUAUUUUUUCGAGCGUGACUGGAAGGGAGCGGAGCGGCGAUGGAUGAAGGCAGGAGGAGACAAAUAAAAUUUUGAUAAUCGCUGGGUUUAGCUGGCUAACGCUAGCACGCUAGUGUUAGCUACCCCUCAGCUCGCCGUUGGUUGUUUUUUUCUCACUCCCCCGUUCACUGACCGAUGUGGUGUUUUCCUCCAUGAAAAAACACUCCUUAAAGCCUUUUUAUAUUGAUACCGAGACAUGCUGGAGUCAGCGAGGACAUUUCUCUCAAGGAUAAAAGAACCAUAGCUGUCUACUAGCCUCCCAGCGCUUUUUAGCUAAGCAUUUUUUUUUUUUAAUUACUAUUAUUUUUUCCCACCUCGCUCAACCGUGAAGAACAAGAUGCUGGCGGAGGAGGAGUGUGUCUAACGGUGAACCUGAACUUGCAUGGACACACUCUCCAUGAAGGUCAUGAUACUGAGAGAAUGAUCAUGCUGGAAAAACAGAGCUCGACGCAGGAGAUCGGCGAGGAGGCCGAAGACGACGCCAUCUUCACCAUCACGCUGAGGAAGGUGCAGCUUCACCAGUCGGCUAGUAAGGGGCAGCGAUGGCUGGGCGUGGAGACGGACUCGGCACUGAGCCUCUACGAAACCUGCAAGGUGCGGACAAUCAAGGCCGGCACGCUGGAGAGGCUGGUGGAGUACAUGGUGUCAGCAUUCAGGGGCAAAGACUCCACCUACGUCACCAUCUUCCUCUGCACCUACCGCUCCUUCGCCACCACCAAGCAGGUGCUGGAUCUCCUGCUUCACAGGUAUGCCAAGCUCCAAAAUGUCCCUGCUGCCACGGCACACAGAGUUUCCCAGGACGACUGCACAGAACUGAGAAACACUGUUUCGUCUAUCCUGGGCGCGUGGCUGGACCAGUAUUCUGAGGACUUCUGGACCCCUCCCAACUAUGACUGUCUGCAUCAGCUUAUGUCCUACCUUAACCGCCACUUCCCUGGUUCAGACCUGGAACGCCGCGCCCGCAAUCUGCUGGCCCACUUCCACCGCCGGCAGCAGUGUGAGCCUGAUCCUGAUGGGGAACACAUCGGCUGCCCUUUUGCUACGCAGGAAGAGAGUGGCUUUGAGGACGAGCUUCCUGCUUUUAGUUUCCUGUCGUUUGACCCCAUCAUGGUGGCAGAGCAGUUCACGCUCAUGGACGCGGAUCUGUUUAAGAAGGUGGUUCCCUACCACUGCCUGGGGGGGAUCUGGUCUCAGAGGGAUAAAAAGGGGAAGGAGCACCUUGCUCCCACCAUCAGAGCCACUGUGGCCCAGUUCAACUCCGUCACCAACUGUGUAAUCACCACCUGCCUGAGCAACCCGACGCUGAAGCCCAACCAGAGAGCCAGGCUGGUGGAGAGGUGGAUAGACGUGGCUCGGGAGUGUCGGAUCCUAAAGAACUUCUCCUCAUUACGAGCCAUCCUCUCCGCCCUGCAAUGCAACGCCAUCCACCGCCUGAAGAGGACGUGGGAGGAAGUGUCACGGGAGAGUUUCCGUACUUUCCGCGAGCUGUCCGAGAUCUUCUCAGAUGACAACAACUACUCCCUCAGCCGAGAGCUGCUGGUGAAGGAGGGCACCUCCAAGUUCGCCACUUUGGAAAUCAACCCCAAACGAGCUCAGAGGAGACACCAGCAGCAAAGAGACCUGGGAGUGAUGCAGGGGACGAUUCCUUACCUGGGGACCUUUCUGACGGACCUGGUGAUGAUGGACACUGCCAUGAAGGAUUACACUGAGGGUGGUCUGAUCAACUUCGAGAAGAGGAGAAAGGAGUUUGAGGUCAUCGCUCAGAUCAAACUGCUCCAGUUGGCCUCCAACAACUACAGUUUCACUCAGGACAGCCACUUCAGAGAGUGGUUCGCAGGCGUGGAGAAACUCAGCGAGGCAGAGAGCUACAAUCUGUCCUGUGAGAUCGAGCCUCUGUCAGAGUCGGCCAGCAACACGCUCAGAGCCAAGAAGAACGGAGGAAUCAUGAAACGCUGGAGCGACCGGCAGUUGACUGAGGCCGGCUGUAGCAGCGCCCCGGGUUCUCAUUCCAAGUCGUUCGACCACUCACACUACAGGCCGUACCAAGGAGGCGGGGGGGACAGCGGCGACGCCCUCAGCGUCACCUCCGUCAGCUCCAGCGGUUCAGACCUGGAGGAUGUGAACGCCAGCUUCCUGUCCGAUUCCCCGGAGGGACAUGAGAGAAAAGUAAGGAAGAAAGACGGGAUAGAGAAGUCACUGCAAAACUUUACCAGUGUGAAGACGUCGACGCCUUCAGUGAAACUUACCGUCUCUGCUUUGGGGAGAGAAGCUCCAGCAGCGGAUACAGCAUCAACGUUCUGGGAGUGUACGUCUCUGUCGUCUCUGGACACCUCCGGUUCGGCCUCCGGCUCCAGCAGCGCCUCCUCCUCCUCCGUCUCCUGCUCCACCCCGCUGUCAGCCUCCCGCUCACACAAACGCUCGGUGUCUGCGGUGUCGAACUACUCGACUCUGUCUCUGCCGCUGUACAACCAGCAGGUGGACGACUGCUGCAUCAUCAGGGUCAGCCUGGACGUGGAGAAUGGCAACAUGUACAAGAGCAUCCUGGUGACGAGUCAAGACAAGACUCCAGCCGUCAUCAGGAAAGCCAUGAUCAAACACAACCUGGAGCGAGAGAAGGCUGAGGACUAUGAGCUGAUGCAGAAAAUCUCUGAGGACAAAGAGCUUCGGAUCCCAGACAAUGCCAAUGUUUUCUACGCCAUGAACUCCACUGCCAACUACGACUUUGUGCUGAAAAAGCGCGGCUUGGCCCGGCCGGUGCGGGCCAAGAACGUGGCCAGUUCGACGCUGCCUCGCAUGAAACAGAAGGGACUGAAAAUCGCUAAAGGGAUCUUCUGAGGAGAAACGCACCACUAACCUGCCUCCCCUCCACCCCCUGAAUCCCUCUCUGGUCUCCACUCCUCCUCAGAAGAAAUAUUUCUAUUCGGGUCUGUUGGAGGCAAACUAACCUGAAGUAUCUGAGUUUUGGUUUGGACAAAGACUGAGAUGCCAGAGGAGAUGAGAUAAAUGACCAAGGAAUCUUUCUGUGGAUUAGCAGAAAGCAGAGGAGCACCUUAGCGCUUAGUAACAGCUGUCGUGUCAUCAGGACCCUCCAAGGACGUUAAAAGGCAGAGUUUGUCGCAGGAAAUUUCCACUUGUGAAAAAGUUCUUGGCAGUAGAAGGACACGUUUGUGGGGAAAAACAUACAGCUGAGUUGGUGCCGGGCACCGCUGCUCGGUGGCUGAACUAGUCGAACUCUGUGCCAGCCUCCACUCGGUGUGAGACGCGUAACUGGUUGUAUCGGCUUGUGGAGAAGCAGAUCCAUUUAGUUUCCUGGUCCAUUACUUUUUGUUUACACCUGAACAUGGCUCGAUCAGCUCUUAAAGAUUUUUGUUCAAGCCUUUUGUUCCCGUGAGGAAUUUUGCACCUUCGUUAAAACUAUCUAUAAAAACCCAGAUUCCCUCGGCAGCCUUCAUCCGCGUCUUUUACUUUUCAGUCCUCAUGCACGCCCCUCCUUCAUGGAGUGUACAUAAACAAACAAUAUGAAUUCACAGUGAGUAAACACAGAUGUGUGUAACAGCUGGGUGUUCGAAUGUGUUUGUAUUUCUUCAGGGAACUUAUGUUGUGAGUGUACCGCUGCCUUUACCGUCUCUCAGCGGGGGGUUCCUGAUGUCGACAGUGUUUCUUGGAGUGCAGCACUGGACGUUUCGCUCGACACUCUUGGACGCUGGGGCUUGUUUCAGCAUUUUAAUACCAGCGACGCUGACAUGGAGGGAUGUGAACUCUUUUAACUUCUGAACGCUGCCAUAUUACAAAAAAACAAAAGGUCAAGUAGUCUGAAAAUGGUGUCAAUCCAUCACAUGCCACUGUUUUCUUUCUUUUCUGUUGUUAUUAAUGAAUUGUAUGAAUUGUAACCACUACACCGUGAAGGAUGUGGCAGUCCUUCAGUCGCACUUGACUGGGACAGAAAACGUCCCAGAGAGAAGAAAAAGUGAGCUGAAAACAAACAAAAAAACAGUGUAUAUAUCAAUUAACACCAACUGUGCAGAAUAUUCUUUUGAAAAGGACCAUGAGAUUUUGUUAAUAGACUUCUCACGAUAUCAACACUUUUGAUUUGUACAUCUUUUUGCAUCUCUCCGCUCUGACAUGGUGCUGCUAAUAAUCAUCCUUCUGAAGAUGUUGUUCGAGCUGCACUUCACUGCUUUCUCUGCUUCCGGCCGCCAUUUUGGAAGACAACAGAAGCAUCUGUUCUUACGUGCUGAGUGAGACGUUUUGAUGUCAUGUUUGCUGUUUUCAGAAAAUUAUGAUUAAUCUCUAAAACAAGUCGACCAUGUGGAAGCCCAUUUCUGCCAGGAUAUGAAAAAAAUUGUUAAAAAGUAAUAAAUGACAAAAAUAAAAACACAUCAAGUCAAAUUAUGAUGUUAAGUUCUCAUAAUUUUCAAUUACCUUGUAUAAGAGUGACACUAAUUAAUAUUUUAUUUCUUAAUCCUGCAACCUUCUUCAACAUUUAUUCAUUUGAAACAAGGCUUUGACCUUCUAAUGCACUAAAAGCUGACUGAGCAGCUCUCAGUGGAGGCUGGCCUACUGCACCCAUUCAUAUUUAUUAUUUUAGAUUAGGAUAAUCCCAUUGAGAUGUACCAUCUUCUUGUGUUCCCAAAAUACUGCAGGAGAGAAACUCUGGUAUACAACCAUUAAGAAUAAAUCAGAUUCACAGGUUUGUUUCUGGCUAUGGUCAGUGAGGACCUUUAUCACCACACAAAACAAUAUUCAACAUUUUCUGUAACAGCAAACUGAUAUUUUGGUUUAACCCUGGACCGGUGCACGGAAGUGGUGGACACUGGUUUAGUGGUUUAGUUUUUCCAACAUGGCAGCUCAUCCUUCAUAACCAUUAGUAACCAUUGUCCAAAUGUGCCAUGUGUGUUGCAGAUCACCCCUCGAGUCCUGCUGAUUUAUCCUGCAGGACGUUUUCUUGCGUGUCAACUGUGGUUUUACGUGCCGGUGACGACAGCAGUCUUUCCUCUCUGGGCUCUCUCACACUUUAGUGGGGAAAAGAUGGAUUUUGAUUAUUUCCAAAUAUGGAAAAAUAGUCCAAAAAUUGUCAAAAUACAGAAACAUAGUAUUUUGAGUCUUGAAUGAGGUUGUGUGUAGGAGCCCAGUCCUCUCUGUGCUGUCCAUGAUCUGUUUCUUUAAAGGAAAAAUUCAACCUAAAACCCUUUGUUUUGUAGUUUUUGGUGAUGCACUUUCCAUUUGGGAGUUUAUGUUUCCCAUAAAUACAAAGUUACAUUUCAACUACAACUACAAAGCAAAGUUUUAAAAGGCUUCUUUUCUUGAUUCUGCACCGUACUUCUCUGUUGCACACAAUGUUCACAACAUAUCUGUUUUAUUGAAAUAUAAAUAUGCUAUAUAGCAUCAAGGACCUGUUUCGGAAAUACUACAGUGAAUGUGUUAGUGGUGAACAGGGCUUUUUUGUUUAACGUACCCUGUAAUGAUGUGCUCCUUGGCUUGGUUAGCCGGACAUGCUAAUGUUUGCAGCUACUGUUAGAACAGAUGCAUUUCUGACACUUUCGCUUUGUGUGUUGGAAAGGCUUAUAAAAGGUACCACAUUUUAAACUGUUUAAAUUCAGAGUACCACUGUCACUACAACUCCAUGUUAACUGCUUCAACAUGUGGAGAAAUCCAAAGCUUGCACUGCCUUACCGAGCUGAGGUUUGGAAGCUAUGAUGCUGUUUGGGAGGGAGGUUGAGCAAACAGUCAGUUUGAUCAACACCAAAAAAUGUUACACCCGUUCUGUUGUGCUGUCGUAUAGCAUCCUGGGAAAUGUAGGAAAUGACUAAUUAAGGGAAAGUGGAUUCACCAAAAACACUUCAUGAGUGGAUGUCAAAGGUUGGAUUUUUGAGUUCAGCAGAACACUAAAUUUUCCUGCAUUGCACUGCAGCCAUGUAUUGCCUUUUUUGUUAUUUUCACCUGCAUGAUGUUCAAAAUUCUCUUAACGAUCAAAUGAAUGAAGCGCCCCCCAAAACAACCUGCGAAAGCAAUAUGGUAACGAGUGUCAGGAGGCACGUUGUCUGGCUGUCGUGGAUGUUGUUCGUGACACUGUGGCGUGAAGUCCUCUCUCUGUUGAACACUGUGACCUUUGACCCGUUCACUCUGCCCUCUCUGCCUGUUGAUCGGCGCAACAUGUCGAGCACUGUGAUCAACAAAAAAUAAUGUCUCGUUCCCCCUUAAUGGUGUUGUGGUGAGCAUCCGCCCUUCGCUCGUCUUGUUAGCGAGCAGCGAAGGCAAUGGGCUUGACCUCACAUGUGCCAAAAAUAACAAAGACAGCGAUAAAGGGUUACAGACAGAUGAGUCCUCUGCCUUUCACAGUGAAAAAGAAAAUGUAGUUUGUAUGUUUACUGUUGUCGCAUUUUUCUGGAAAACAAAAAAAGGGUGAGAACACUAUGAAAAAAAAAAAAGAAGUUCCCAUUGGAGAAUUAGACUGUCGUCCAAGAAACUUGAAGCAAAGAUGUUUGUCAGGAGUUUUAGAUGAAGCUAUUGUAGAAACCCCACUUUCAUGAAUUUAUCCUCCUAUUUUUUACUUUUUAAUGUCUUUCAGGAUCAAAUACAAUGACAAAUUUGCAAAUAUUCCAAACUGGAGCGCCUCUGCCAUUAAAACCAGCAGUUUGUAACCAUAAACCAGGUUUUUAUUCCAACCAAACUUGAAUUAUGUGAAGGAAACAAAGAAUAUCUCUAACUUUAAUAAUAUUUCUGGACUGAAACAGUAGUUUAGUUGAUGAUUGAAGUGAGUAUGUGAAGUUCUGAUCCUGCACUCCUCAUCAAGACUUUAUGAUGUUUACAAAAAAUGUUAACUGAUUGAAUAUUGCUGGAUAUAUUUUCUCCUGCUGGUGCUGAAUAUUUUACACCAAACUUUGAGAUAUUUUUGCUGCCUUUAUGGCCAAAUUUGAGGAAUUAUUUAAGGAACUAUUUAAAAGCUAUAUCUGUGGUGAAAAUCCAACGGAGCAGUGACAAACCGCAGUGUGAAGCCUUUUUAAAGACUUUUUUGGUAUGUUAGAGUUUCUCCAUUCUUUCAUAGCAACUUUUGCAGGAUCUUCAAUGCUGUGCCUGUAAAAAAGUGUUUUGGUAUAUCCUACUUGAUGUCACAAAUUGACUAUAGACUAUAUGGAUGAAAAGCAAAUCUAUCGUACUUUUGUUUACACUGACAUAGCCAUUUAGCUGCAGCUGAUCCACAAUCAUUCGAAGCUGAGUGAUAUCUGUUGUAGUCAUCGAUUUACAGAUUAUUGAAAAAGACACAUUUACCAUUUAUUAAAACUGAAGAUGUGAAAUGUUUAAAAACCCACACCUCACAAAUAGAUAGUUUCAUAUAAAAAAAAGGCUCAUUAAUUUCCUAAAGCAACUUGUCCCUUUUCAAAACAUACCUUGAAUGCAGCAUAAGUUCUUUCUCUGUGGGGUUUGGUUGGAAUAAAAACUGUCAUAUUAUCGGGCCUGUAAUUAAAAUGUCUGUUCCCUUUUCCAGUGAUAACUUGUUUUCCCGGUUGAACACAGUAACGGCAGUGUUUCUGCAACAGUGUAAAGUGUGUUUGUGUUCCAUGAGAACGUAAACAUUGUGCAUAUGAGUGGAACUUUUAAGUGAAUUUCCAGACCCGGCAAGCGUUUUACGUACUGAUGAGCUUGAUGUCGGAAUGGUUUGUGUGUCAUCGUAGCCCGAGUUGACCAUGACGUACCAUUCGUGAUUUGAUCUGAUUCUGUGCGAGUUUGAACAAAUAGGCUGUGUUUACAAGAAAAAAAACUGGAAACCAGCUGGUGUGGUGUGUGUUUUUUUUAGUUUUAGUUUUAUGUUUUGUUUUGUUCCCCUGAACUGUGCUCGGGUGCCAUUUUCCAUAUUGACAAAAGGAUUUCAAAACUUUUUCUGCAGUCUCUUCUUUCUUUUACUUUUCCAACUUUCCCCAAGAACACAAAACCUAGAAUACAAAACUGUCCUUGGUUAUGUAUUUGUUUAUUUAUUGAUUUGUAUAUAAGUAUUUUGUUUUGCAUUGUACAUUCACUCCUUUCUUGGUUAUAGAUUAAUAUAUUCAUGUAUAUACGAAUAAACAUUAAGUUUAUAAAAGUAAAAA
This is a messenger RNA of Micropterus dolomieu (smallmouth bass), 8330 nucleotides long. RefSeq names its product ral guanine nucleotide dissociation stimulator-like. The record is from RefSeq and is a predicted model, not a curated record. The transcript is spliced from 18 exons. Gene Ontology annotation, biological process: Ras protein signal transduction; positive regulation of GTPase activity. NCBI's taxonomy places the organism in Eukaryota, Metazoa, Chordata, Actinopteri, Centrarchiformes, Centrarchidae. The coding region runs from base 667 to 3081 and encodes 804 amino acids. Gene Ontology annotation, molecular function: guanyl-nucleotide exchange factor activity. Gene Ontology annotation, cellular component: plasma membrane.